This is a messenger RNA of Ilyonectria robusta, 1380 nucleotides long. Its product is annotated as Pre-mRNA splicing Prp18-interacting factor-domain-containing protein. The record is from RefSeq and is a predicted model, not a curated record. The transcript has a single exon. Gene Ontology annotation, biological process: mRNA splicing, via spliceosome. Gene Ontology annotation, cellular component: spliceosomal complex. Bases 1 to 1380 code for a protein of 459 amino acids. Gene Ontology annotation, molecular function: pre-mRNA 3'-splice site binding. NCBI's taxonomy places the organism in Eukaryota, Fungi, Ascomycota, Sordariomycetes, Hypocreales, Nectriaceae.
AUGCCACCCCCAAAACCACCCUCUGGCGGCGCAGGCGCGGCCUCCAAGGAGGAAAACAUCUACAUUCCGUCUUUCAUCAGUAAGCGGCCUUUCUACGCUGGCGAGGAUGACGACAACGAAAACGAUUACCUCAAGCAUCAACGUCGAGAGGAGAAGAACGAGAAGUCGCAAUCGUAUGACCGUGGCAGGAAAGCCGGUCCCGCGGCCACCAAAUACCGAAAGGGCGCGUGCGAAAACUGCGGCGCGAUGACACACAAGGCGAAGGACUGCUUGAGCCGACCCAGGGCCAAGGGGGCAAAGUGGUCAGGGAAGGAUAUCCAGGCCGAUGAGGUGAUCCAGGACGUCAAGAUGGGAUGGGAUGCCAAGCGAGAUCGCUGGAACGGCUACGACGCCAAGGAGUACCGCACCGUGGUGGAUGAGUACAACCAAAUGGAAGACCUAAGAAAACAGACCAAGGCCGCCAAGGGAAGCGAUGAAGAGGAGGAUGACGGCGACAAGUACGCCGAGGAGAACGACAUGAGCAAGCAUCAGAGCACAGCUACGCGACAACUAAGAAUCCGAGAAGACACCGCCAAGUACCUUUUGAACCUUGAUCUUGAGUCCGCCAAGUACGACCCCAAGACUAGGACUCUAGUCAACGGCGGUGCCACCGCAGACAAGGCCGCCGAUUUGUUCGCCGAGGAGGGAUUUAUGCGAGGGUCUGGACAAGCUGGCGAGUUUGAGCAGGCCCAACGGUAUGCGUGGGAGGCACAAGAGCAGAGCGGCGACACCAGUCAGCAUCUCCAAGCCAAUCCCACGGCGGGAGAAUUUUAUCGGAAGAAGGAGAGGGAAGAGGCCGAAGCAAACCGUGUAGAAAAAGAGAGGCUUCUGCUGGAGAAGUAUGGUUCGGAUGGACAGAAGGAGAUGCCAGCUGCUCUUCGCAACAUGGCUAUCACCGAGUCCGAGACCUUUGUGGAAUACGACGAGGCUGGUCUGGUCAAGGGGGCACCACGAAAGGAAGCCAAAUCGAAGUACGCCGAGGAUGUUCUCAUCAACAACCACACCUCCGUCUGGGGCAGCUGGUGGACCAGCUUCAAAUGGGGCUACUCCUGCUGUCAUUCUUUUGUGAAAAACAGCUACUGCACUGGAGAAGAUGGCAAGGAGGCUUGGGAGGCCGCCGAGAGGCAACGCAGUGGCGCAAAUCUUGUCACCGACAACCCCGAGGACGAGGCGGACGAGGUGGAUCAGGAUGAGCCUGCCGAUGCCAAAGCCAAGAAGCGGACUCGUGAAGAGAUGAUGAAUGGAGUAACAGAGGAGGAAAUGGACGAGUACAGACGGAAGAGAACGGUUACGGCUGAUCCCAUGGCGAAGUUGCUGGGCAAGGAUGAGCUCCUUACAUAG